AUGGUUCUUCGAAGCAAUAGUCUGGCUACCAAAGCAAUCGAGCUCUACCUCAAGCAGGUCGGUGGCUCUUACUUGAAAUCUGCCUUGGGUGACUUUGUCACUUCAGUGCUGACUCAAACAGCAUCUACUAAAGUAGCCAAUGACAGUACGUCUCCCAAUUCGGAAACAUCUCCACCUUUCCGUGCGAAGGAAAAACGCACUCCUCAUGGCCGCAUGCGGUCGUCUACUGCUCGAAGUAUGUCGGUAGAUGACGAGAAUCAGAAAAUGGUCAGCAUCGCGGACUUUGAAGUUGACCCGGACAAGGUGACAAACUCAAGGCAGUUGUUGCAGAAUCAGGCGAAUCUCAUAAGACUGGUUCGAGAUGUUUGGAAGCGGAUUCAGACCACCAUUGCGUCUUUUCCUAAUGAAUUGCGAAUCACAUUUGCCGCUAUCCGAGAAGCUAUGAUGCCGAGGAGUACCUCAGAUGGAUUCAAAUCACCUCGAACCGAGUAUGGGGGUCUUUUCGAGCACGUGAUCUCUUCCUGUGUCUUUCUUCGUUUCGUCUGUCCUGCAAUUCUCUCACCCUCCCUAUUCGGACUGGCCGAUAAUUUUGCUGACAAUACUAAAGCGGUCAGAACUUUCACUUUGGUGGCAAAGACAAUUCUUAAUCUUGCCAAUUUCACCCUAUUCGGUGAUGUCAAGGAGCUGCACAUGGACUUCCUCAACCGUUUCGUCGCUGAGGAGAUGUCCAAAAUGCGGGCUUUGCUGUGGCGCCUCUCAGAGCCUCCACUCUGCGAGGAAGCUGUCAGUGGCGUCACAGAAUCCUCGGCUUCCAUGGACACGGCUACAACAUACUCGGCUAGACUUGUGGAUGUUCUUACUGUCCUCAAGCAGAACUCGAGGGAGGAUAUUGCCGUGGGAAAUGCUUGUACAACAACCGCCACCAAACUCUGCAUUGAUCCCCUUCCUGUGAAUAACUUCUGCAAUCGAUGUACAUCAAUCAUGCUGGAGGGUGAAUUUCCGUGUCCGGCUUCGCACCACGACUUGAUAGUGGCUUCAGGGCCACCAGUCUCUUCCAACAAUAAUGUCGAGAAUUCUCACGAGGAACUUUUGCGUCAUCAGUGGAUGACAGAGCUUCAAGAUCUCCAAUCGGACGUAUCAGGCUGCCAACAGGCUAUCUUCGGUAUACCUGGGCAGUUGAUGGCUUCUGGGCGCUCCAAAGAUCUGGAUCAACUCAACUUGGCUGCGUCCCUGGCCCACUGUCAUGCCCAACUUGAAGCCGCCUUUGCUAUGAUUCCUGAAGAGGCUAGUAUGAUUGCAGAGGUCGGUGGUGAUGUCGUUCCCAUCUUUACGUAUCUCAUUGCUGCGACCACUUACGGUUUUAUCGGUGUGAAACUGGAUCAGCCCUUACGAAGUCUUCGUUCAAUCCUAACAUCGCUCACCCACCUCACAACUCUUGAUGUGAAAGAUUGGCAUAGUCAAGAGGCUUCCAGCAUGGCUAAUCAAGACAGUCAGGAAAAUAUCUGCCAAGAGCUGGCCUCAAGUGUAUCAGCCCUCUCGUUAGUUCGAUCUAGUCCCCAAGAGGAGCGCUCCAGUGCUUCAACAAGAUGUAAAAUGGACAUCCCCAUUAUGGAGGAAGAUAAUGAUAGUUUGAAGACGCGAACUCCAGUGCUCUCUGCAAAGGCAAAAUCUACACAGCUGGUAGAACCCAAAGGAGGCGUCUAUCAUAGACGCGUUUAUGCUAAAGAACAAAGAGAGCCCAAUCAAAGACUUGGCAGCACCUUCAAUACAACUAGUGAACCGGGACCUCUUUGCAAUUCAGAAAGUGUAUCGAAGACAAUUGAGAAGGAUAGUCCCCAUUCUCCCGUUACAGAUUCUCACUUAACCACAACCAACGAGUCUUCUUGGAGUCUUCUUCAUGCAACUGCUCCAGCUCCAUCUCCCUUAACCUCAUCACACCCUAAUUCGAACACCACUCCAACGUUCUUCUCUGAUAGUUCAUGCACUUCGAUCAAUAUCCCUUCACCACCAGAAAGCAGCACUAAUAGCAGUGUUGGCGGUAGCGGACGUCCUUCACACCAUCCAGUCAUGGGAACGAGUCUCUAUACUUCAAGUCAGUCUGGCCAAUCAGCAUCCUCUAUUCAUCGAUCAUGUACUUUUCCCAAUAGCAGUGGUCCAGGGGUUCCUCGAACUAUCAUACCUUCAACGUAUAAUCCUAUUUUUGGGCACAUUUCUGGUAGGACCCAGGUCUCCGUGGAGACUCAAACCUCCCAAGAACAGAUAACAGAGUUGGACGAAUUUGUGCACAAUGUGGAUCGAAGAAAUUUUCGACGCAAUUCACAGCAGCAACGACAACGACACCUGUAUAUCAAUAUUUUAGAUGAUUUUGGGCCAGGAAAUUUGAAACUAUCAAGCUGA
Molecule: messenger RNA, 2397 nt
Organism: Rodentolepis nana
Lineage: Eukaryota; Metazoa; Platyhelminthes; Cestoda; Cyclophyllidea; Hymenolepididae
Source: the annotation of a GenBank genome assembly